AUGGUAGAUUCAUUUCCUCUAAAGAUGAAUCUCCUGGGAAGUUGGCCAAUGCCUAUGAGCAUGGGCCAUAUGUUACUCCGUGUUCUUCGUAGAUGUGGGUCUAUGUUUCCGUCUUCAUCUGGUAUGCUAAUAUCCCAAGAGGUUAUUGGGCCAGAGCUUACCUUUUAUAAUGCAUCAAAUGACGUAGGGGAGUCACUGCUACUCUCUAACAAAGUAUUGCAUGCGCAGUUGGAUGCAUUCUGCAGGAUUGUUCUGAAGGGUGACACUACUGAAAUCUGUGCAAAUGCUCUUGGGUUGACAAUGGAGAGUAAUGGGAUCAGAAUAUUGGAGCCUUUCGAUACCUUUGUGAAGUUGUCAAACGCAUCUGGAAAAAUGAAUGUACAAGUCGCUGUUUCUGAUAUAUUCAUGAAUUUUUCGUUCAGCAUCUUAAGACUCUUUUUAGCAGUCGAGGAGGACAUUUUGGCAUUCCUGAGGAUGACAUCAAAGAAAAUGACAAUGAUGUGCUCUGAGUUUGACAAAGUUGGGACAAUUAAAAAUCCCUACAGCGACCAAAUAUAUGCAUUUUGGAGACCUCGUGCACCAUCUGGUUUUGCUGUUCUUGGUGACUAUUUGACACCACUCGACAAGCCACCAACAAGAGCAGUCCUUGCUGUGAAUACAAGCUUUGUAAGAAUCAAAAGGCCUGAGUCUUUCAAGCUGGUUUGGCCCACUUCUGCUGAAGGGGACAUAGCUGAUUCCCAAGGUGUUGAUAACCUUGAGAUUGUUGCAAGAAGCGUCCUUCGUGAAGGAGAUAAAAUUUGUUCCAUUUGGUUCCCUGUAGCACCCAAAGGUUAUGUUGCGUUGGGCUGUGUGGUUUCUUCUGGAAGGACACAACCUCCCAUAUCUUCUGCCUUCUGCAUCUUGGCGUCUUUUGUUUCUCCAUGUGCCCUGAGGGAUUGUAUAAUAGUCAACUCUAGCAAUCAACUUCCUUUGGCAUUCUGGCGUGUGGGUAAUUCGGUUGGUACUUUCCUGCCAGCAGAUCCAACUACUCUAAGCUUGAUUGGAAGAGCAUACGAAUUAAGACAUAUUGUUUUCAAGCAUUCAAAUAUUUCUUCAAAAGCAUCCAACAGUUCAGACAUCCAAGCUUCUCCAUCUGGUCAUGAUCAGACUGUCCAAUCAGAAAUGUCAUCAACUGCAAAUUCUGGGAGGAGAUUUGAGGCUGUUGCUAGUUUUCGGUUGAUAUGGUGGAAUCAAGGUUCAGGCUCAAGAAAGAAAUUAUCCAUAUGGCGCCCUAUUGUACCUCAAGGAAUGGUGUUUUUUGGUGCUAUUGCUGUUCAAGGUUAUGAACCUCCAAACACAUGCAUUGUUCUUCAUGAUUCUGAAGAUCUAUUUAAAGUCCCUCUAGAUUUUCAACUUGUUGGACAAAUAAAGAAACAUAGAGGAAUGGAGAGUAUUUCUUUUUGGCUGCCUCAAGCUCCACCAGGCUUCGUUUCCUUAGGUUGUGUUGCAUGUAAGGGGGCACCAAAGCAAUCUGAUUUCAGCUCAUUAAGAUGCAUGCGCAGCGAUAUGGUCACCGGGGAUCAAUUUUUGGAGGAAAGCAUAUGGGAUACAUCUGAUGCAAUGCUUACAAAAGAACCAUUUAGUAUAUGGGCAGUCGCCAAUGAGUUGGGAACCUUUAUUGUUCGCAGUGGUUUCAAGAAACCUCCUAGAAGAUUUGCUCUUAAGCUUGCAGAUCCAACUAUACCAAGAGGUUCAUACGAUACUGUUGUUGAUGCAGAAAUACGAACAUUCUCGACAGCACUUUUUGAUGACUUUGGCGGCUUGAUGGUUCCGUUAUGUAAUAUCUCUUUAAGUAGCAUAGGGUUCAGUUUUCAUGGAAGACCAGACUACUUGAAUUCCAGUGUCAGCUUCUCAUUGGCUGUGAGAUCAUACAGUGAUAAGUACGAAUCCUGGGAGCCUGUUGUUGAACCAGUAGACGGAUUAUUGAGGUACCAGUAUGAUUUGCAUGCCCCAGGUGCUGCUUCUCAGUUACGUCUUGCCUCUACAAGGGACCUGAACUUGAACAUUUCAGUGUCUAAUGCUAAUAUGAUUUUCCAAGCUUAUGCAAGCUGGAACAACCUUAGUGAUGUCCAUGAAUCAUGUCGAGAUAAGGAAGCAGUUUCUACAACUACAGGAGGAAGACCUAUCAUUGAUGUUCAUCACAUAAGAAGUUAUGUUAUCCCGCAGAAUAAACUUGGUCAGGACAUUUUUAUCAGAGCUGCUGAAACCAGGGGACUGCAAAAUGUAAUUCAGAUGCCAUCUGGAGAUAUGAAGCCUCUAAAAGUUCCAGUUUUGAAGAAUAUGCUAGAGUCCCACUUGAAGGGAAAUCUUUACAAGAAACUCAGACCAAUGGUAACAAUCAUCAUUGCAGAUGCAGAGUUUCCAAGGGUGGAAGGGUUGUCAUCUCAUCAGUAUGCUGUUACAGUCCGUCUUACUCUAGACCAGAAUCUCCCAAGUGGAUCGCUUUUGAAUCAGCAAAGUGCACGCACGUGUGGUACCGACUCGCCUAAUUGCGCAUCUUCUGAUCUCAAAUUUGUGAUCUGGAAUGAAAUGUUCUUCUUUAAAGUUGAUUCUCUGUUUGGUGUGAGAGCUAAAAGAUCCAUUUGCUUGGCAUGGGAGGCAUUAGCAACAAUGAGGAAAUUAAAAGUUUCAAGCAAAAUGCCUUUAACCAGGAAGGCCAGCAAAGCAGUAAUCAUCCAAGUGUCCCCAGGGGCCUUUGGUGGGACAGGGUCUAUUAGUGGCCCACAACAUUUAAGAGGGCCGUGGCUUGCUGAGGCCCUUUCUCAUCCACCCAAGACUUCUCUGACAGGCCAAACAAAGUUCAAUAACAGAGCCUAUUGCUCAAAUCCUGACCAAGUGGCUAGCUUUCAGCUCCUUGACGCUGACUGCUGCGUGGUGGAAUUUGUUGUAACUGACAUGGGGAGGGGGGAAGGUGAUAUUGUUGGAUACUUCUCUGCUCCUUUGAAGCAAAUUGCUGACACCCAAGACAACUCAUAUUCAUAUAAUCGUUUAAGUGGAUUGAAAUGGCUACCUUUGUCCUCAUUGGAAUCCAGGACAAUUACCCAAGGAAAUAAAGAUAAAAACUCAUAUGGGAAAAUAAGAUGUGCAGUUAUCUUAUCACCCAGGUUUGAAGUUGAAAACGGUGAUCAGUGUUUUGGUGGGAGCAGCAAAUCUGGUUUUAUACAGAUUAGUCCCACAAGUGAAGGGCCUUGGACGACAGUCAGGCUGAACUACGCUGCACGUGCUGCUUGUUUGCCAUUUGGCAAGGAUGUUGUCGCCAGUGAAGUAACUGCAAAGGAUGGAAACAGAUAUGUAACAAUUAGAUCUCUGGUUUCGAUUCGUAACAACACUGAUUUCAUACUUGAUUUGUGCCUCAAGCUCAGAGCUUCCAGUGAAAACAUGAUGUCACUAGAUGCUGCAGGAAGGGAAAUGCAAUUGGAUGGUAACCAAUUUGAGACAGAUGAGUUCUUUGAAACUCAAAAGUAUAACCCAACAAGUGGCUGGGUUGGUGUUUCAGUUCACACUAAUUUAGACUACCCCGAUGAUGAUGGAUCUCAUCAAGGAGCUUUGGGAGUUGAGUUGCCAUCAGGAUGGGAAUGGGUUGAUGAUUGGCAUAUAGAUAAGACUUCUGUUAACACUGCUGAUGGGUGGGUUUAUGCGCCAGAUUUUCAAAGUUUAAAGUGGCCUGAAUCAUACAAUCCCUUAAAAUUUGUAAACUAUGCAAGGCAAAGAAGAUGGAUCAGGGAUAGGAAACGGGUACCAGGGGAUGUCAAGCCACAAUUAUUUUUUGGGCCAUUGAAACCCGGAGAAACUGUAUCUCUUCCUCUUACAGGUUUGACCGAAUCUGGAUUGUAUAUUCUUCAGUUGAGGCCUUCGAAUCUGAAUAAUAAUAACGAAUAUGCAUGGAGUUCUGUAAUGGAUAGACCUGAUCAGUCGGAGGAUAUUGGUAGACCUAAACAAAACUCUGAAAUAUGUGUCUCAUCCCUCACUGAAUCUGAGAAACUUUUUUAUUGCUCUGAAGUUAUUGGAAGCACAUCAAAUAGAUCACAUGGAAUGUGGUUCUGUGUGGCCAUACAAGCAAUGGAGAUUGCAAAGGACAUUCAUUCUAAUUCCAUUGAGGACUGGAAACUUGUGGUGAAAGCUCCUCUAUGUAUUACCAAUUAUCUUCCUUUUACAGCUGAAUAUUCUGUUCUUGAGAUGCAAGCCAGUGGUCAUUUUCUUGCUUGCUCCAGUGGAGUAUUUAAUCCAGGCGGGACUGUAAAGGUUCAUAAUGCUGACAUAAGAAACCCUUUGUUCUUUUCGCUACUUCCACAAAGAGGAUGGCUGCCAAUCCAUGUGAGUCUUCUUGUCCAGGCGCUGUUUUCUUCUGAGGCUGUUCUCAUAUCCCAUCCCAGCCGAGUUCCAUCAAAAACAAUUAGCUUAAGAAGUUCAAUAUCUGGAAGGAUUGUUCAAAUAAUUCUUGAACACAAUCAUAACAAAGAAAGCCAACUGCAGGCGAAGAUUGUGAGAAUCUAUUCUCCUUAUUGGUUUGCAAUUGCUAGAUGUCCAUCACUCACCUUAAGACUUAUAGAGAUGGCAGGGAGAGAGCCAACAAGGAAGAUUUCUCUCCCUUUCCAUUCCAAGAAGUAUGAUGACGUAAUUCUUGAGGAAAUCACUGAAGAGGAAAUUUAUGAUGGUUAUACGAUUGCUUCUGUAUUGAACUUGAAAUUGCUGGGUCUCUCAGUCUCUGUUGCACAAUCUGGCAAGGAACAUUUUGGGCCAGUUAAAGAUCUUUCUCCACUUGGCGACAUGGAUGGAUCACUUGACAUUUGUGCCUACGAUGAUAAUGGAAAUUGCAUACGGCUUUUUAUAACUUCAAAGCCGUGCCCCUAUCAAUCUGUUCCGACAAAGGUGAUUUCCAUCCGACCAUUUAUGACGUUUACCAAUAGACUUGGACAAAACAUUUUUGUGAAGUUAGGCAAUGAAGAUGAGCCAAAGGUUCUGCGCAUGUCUGAUGCACGAGUCUCCUUUGUAUACCGUGAGACAGGUGGAUCCAGUAAACUUCAGGUGCGAUUGGAAGAUACAGAAUGGUCAUUUCCUGUUCAAAUCAUGAAGGAGGACACCAUAUUUCUUGUUUUGAGAAAGCAUGAUGGUACAUGGAGAUUUUUGAAGACAGAAAUCCGAGGCUAUGAAGAGGGAUCACGUUUUAUUGUUGUAUUUCGCCUCGGAUCAACAAAUGGUCCAAUUAGGUACCUACUUUCUGAGAAAGCUUUGGUCAACAGGAUUGAAAACAGAGCAAGCAGCAAGAAAAUAAGGAUACGCCAAUCUGGAUUUGGUAAUGACGCCUGGAUUCAGUUAGAACCUCUUUCAACGGCAUGUUUUUCUUGGGAGGAUCCAUAUGGCCAAAAAUUUAUGGACGCGGAAGUCUGUAGUGGCAGUACUACUGCAGUCUGGAGACUUGACUUGAAUAAGUCGGGAAUAUGUCCUUUACGUGAUGGAGGACUAGCUUUACUUUUUCAUGUUGUAGAGAUAGGUGAUGUCAAGGUUGCUAGGUUUGUAGAUGAGAGGACAUUAGGAUUGAGUUCAAAUGACGGAAGCAGGUCUUUAACACAUGAGGGAAAUUGGGUAAAUCCUCGCAUGCAGAGCAAGAUGCCGGAGACUGCAGCUCCUCUGGAGGUUAUAGUAGAAUUUGGAGUUUUGGGGGUUUCUGUUGUGGACCAUAGACCAAAGGAGCUCUCGUACUUGUACCUGGAAAGGGUCUUCAUAUCCUAUUUGACUGGUUAUGAUGGUGGGACAACAAGCAGGUUCAAACUCAUAGUAGGUUACUUGCAGCUCGACAACCAGCUCCCUCUAACAUUGAUGCCUGUAUUAUUGGCACCUGAACAAACCCUUGAUGUCCAUCAUCCAGUAUUCAAGAUGACAGUAACAAUGCGCAAUGAAAAUCCUGACGGCAUCCAGGUGUACCCAUAUGUAUAUAUUCGGGUAACUGAAAAGUGUUGGAGGCUUAACGUUCAUGAGCCAAUCAUAUGGGCUUUGGUAGAUUUUUAUAACAAUCUUCAACUUGAUCAUCUUCACCAAAAUUCCAGUGUGACCCAAGUUGAUCCAGAGAUACGCAUAGACUACUUCUAUGAUCUUGAUAUUCAGUUUCCAAGGGUGGAAGGGUUGUCAUCUCAUCAGUAUGCUGUUACAGUCCGUCUUACUCUAGACCAGAAUCUCCCAAGUGGAUCGCUUUUGAAUCAGCAAAGUGCACGCACGUGUGGUACCGACUCGCCUAAUUGCGCAUCUUCUGAUCUCAAAUUUGUGAUCUGGAAUGAAAUGUUCUUCUUUAAAGUUGAUUCUCUGGACUGCUGCGUGGUGGAAUUUGUUGUAACUGACAUGGGGAGGGGGGAAGGUGAUAUUGUUGGAUACUUCUCUGCUCCUUUGAAGCAAAUUGCUGACACCCAAGACAACUCAUAUUCAUAUAAUCGUUUAAGUGGAUUGAAAUGGCUACCUUUGUCCUCAUUGGAAUCCAGGACAAUUACCCAAGGAAAUAAAGAUAAAAACUCAUAUGGGAAAAUAAGAUGUGCAGUUAUCUUAUCACCCAGGUUUGAAGUUGAAAACGGUGAUCAGUGUUUUGGUGGGAGCAGCAAAUCUGGUUUUAUACAGAUUAGUCCCACAAGUGAAGGGCCUUGGACGACAGUCAGGCUGAACUACGCUGCACGUGCUGCUUGUUUGCCAUUUGGCAAGGAUGUUGUCGCCAGUGAAGUAACUGCAAAGGAUGGAAACAGAUAUGUAACAAUUAGAUCUCUGGUUUCGAUUCGUAACAACACUGAUUUCAUACUUGAUUUGUGCCUCAAGCUCAGAGCUUCCAGUGAAAACAUGAUGUCACUAGAUGCUGCAGGAAGGGAAAUGCAAUUGGAUGGUAACCAAUUUGAGACAGAUGAGUUCUUUGAAACUCAAAAGUAUAACCCAACAAGUGGCUGGGUUGGUGUUUCAGUUCACACUAAUUUAGACUACCCCGAUGAUGAUGGAUCUCAUCAAGGAGCUUUGGGAGUUGAGUUGCCAUCAGGAUGGGAAUGGGUUGAUGAUUGGCAUAUAGAUAAGACUUCUGUUAACACUGCUGAUGGGUGGGUUUAUGCGCCAGAUUUUCAAAGUUUAAAGUGGCCUGAAUCAUACAAUCCCUUAAAAUUUGUAAACUAUGCAAGGCAAAGAAGAUGGAUCAGGGAUAGGAAACGGGUACCAGGGGAUGUCAAGCCACAAUUAUUUUUUGGGCCAUUGAAACCCGGAGAAACUGUAUCUCUUCCUCUUACAGGUUUGACCGAAUCUGGAUUGUAUAUUCUUCAGUUGAGGCCUUCGAAUCUGAAUAAUAAUAACGAAUAUGCAUGGAGUUCUGUAAUGGAUAGACCUGAUCAGUCGGAGGAUAUUGGUAGACCUAAACAAAACUCUGAAAUAUGUGUCUCAUCCCUCACUGAAUCUGAGAAACUUUUUUAUUGCUCUGAAGUUAUUGGAAGCACAUCAAAUAGAUCACAUGGAAUGUGGUUCUGUGUGGCCAUACAAGCAAUGGAGAUUGCAAAGGACAUUCAUUCUAAUUCCAUUGAGGACUGGAAACUUGUGGUGAAAGCUCCUCUAUGUAUUACCAAUUAUCUUCCUUUUACAGCUGAAUAUUCUGUUCUUGAGAUGCAAGCCAGUGGUCAUUUUCUUGCUUGCUCCAGUGGAGUAUUUAAUCCAGGCGGGACUGUAAAGGUUCAUAAUGCUGACAUAAGAAACCCUUUGUUCUUUUCGCUACUUCCACAAAGAGGAUGGCUGCCAAUCCAUGAGGCUGUUCUCAUAUCCCAUCCCAGCCGAGUUCCAUCAAAAACAAUUAGCUUAAGAAGUUCAAUAUCUGGAAGGAUUGUUCAAAUAAUUCUUGAACACAAUCAUAACAAAGAAAGCCAACUGCAGGCGAAGAUUGUGAGAAUCUAUUCUCCUUAUUGGUUUGCAAUUGCUAGAUGUCCAUCACUCACCUUAAGACUUAUAGAGAUGGCAGGGAGAGAGCCAACAAGGAAGAUUUCUCUCCCUUUCCAUUCCAAGAAGUAUGAUGACGUAAUUCUUGAGGAAAUCACUGAAGAGGAAAUUUAUGAUGGUUAUACGAUUGCUUCUGUAUUGAACUUGAAAUUGCUGGGUCUCUCAGUCUCUGUUGCACAAUCUGGCAAGGAACAUUUUGGGCCAGUUAAAGAUCUUUCUCCACUUGGCGACAUGGAUGGAUCACUUGACAUUUGUGCCUACGAUGAUAAUGGAAAUUGCAUACGGCUUUUUAUAACUUCAAAGCCGUGCCCCUAUCAAUCUGUUCCGACAAAGGUGAUUUCCAUCCGACCAUUUAUGACGUUUACCAAUAGACUUGGACAAAACAUUUUUGUGAAGUUAGGCAAUGAAGAUGAGCCAAAGGUUCUGCGCAUGUCUGAUGCACGAGUCUCCUUUGUAUACCGUGAGACAGGUGGAUCCAGUAAACUUCAGGUGCGAUUGGAAGAUACAGAAUGGUCAUUUCCUGUUCAAAUCAUGAAGGAGGACACCAUAUUUCUUGUUUUGAGAAAGCAUGAUGGUACAUGGAGAUUUUUGAAGACAGAAAUCCGAGGCUAUGAAGAGGGAUCACGUUUUAUUGUUGUAUUUCGCCUCGGAUCAACAAAUGGUCCAAUUAGGAUUGAAAACAGAGCAAGCAGCAAGAAAAUAAGGAUACGCCAAUCUGGAUUUGGUAAUGACGCCUGGAUUCAGUUAGAACCUCUUUCAACGGCAUGUUUUUCUUGGGAGGAUCCAUAUGGCCAAAAAUUUAUGGACGCGGAAGUCUGUAGUGGCAGUACUACUGCAGUCUGGAGACUUGACUUGAAUAAGUCGGGAAUAUGUCCUUUACGUGAUGGAGGACUAGCUUUACUUUUUCAUGUUGUAGAGAUAGGUGAUGUCAAGGUUGCUAGGUUUGUAGAUGAGAGGACAUUAGGAUUGAGUUCAAAUGACGGAAGCAGGUCUUUAACACAUGAGGGAAAUUGGGUAAAUCCUCGCAUGCAGAGCAAGAUGCCGGAGACUGCAGCUCCUCUGGAGGUUAUAGUAGAAUUUGGAGUUUUGGGGGUUUCUGUUGUGGACCAUAGACCAAAGGAGCUCUCGUACUUGUACCUGGAAAGGGUCUUCAUAUCCUAUUUGACUGGUUAUGAUGGUGGGACAACAAGCAGGUUCAAACUCAUAGUAGGUUACUUGCAGCUCGACAACCAGCUCCCUCUAACAUUGAUGCCUGUAUUAUUGGCACCUGAACAAACCCUUGAUGUCCAUCAUCCAGUAUUCAAGAUGACAGUAACAAUGCGCAAUGAAAAUCCUGACGGCAUCCAGGUGUACCCAUAUGUAUAUAUUCGGGUAACUGAAAAGUGUUGGAGGCUUAACGUUCAUGAGCCAAUCAUAUGGGCUUUGGUAGAUUUUUAUAACAAUCUUCAACUUGAUCAUCUUCACCAAAAUUCCAGUGUGACCCAAGUUGAUCCAGAGAUACGCAUAGAGUAA
Ilex paraguariensis (yerba mate) is the source of this 9492-nucleotide messenger RNA. The record is from the annotation of a GenBank genome assembly. Lineage: Eukaryota; Viridiplantae; Streptophyta; Magnoliopsida; Aquifoliales; Aquifoliaceae.